AUGGCACGUCCAACAAAAACAACACCUUCAAAGCGCAAACCAUCCACUACAAAACCUGCCGGCGCGACAACGACGUCCACAUCCACGUCCGCCUCAGUCCCAGCACCAAAUGCGCCCACCGUUGGCCCCGGUUCCCGUCCCUCUCUCGCCCAAGCACCCCGUCCCCUCUCCUAUCACCUCAUCUCCGGCGCUCUAGUCCUAUCCACCAUGGCCGCUUCCUCCCUUGCCCUAUUCUGCAUCCGACAGCUCCUCCGUCCGACGUUUGGCGCUACAGCCGCGCUCCAGUACGCCCAGGUCGUCCUUAUCGUCCUUUGCGCACCUAGCACGCUGGUGCCCUUGAUGGACCCGCAUACUGUUCUCAGUAUACUGGGGAGUACGAUCGCUCUCACCCCGGUGUUGGUGUACCAGUCCAGCCGCCUCCUAGCACGGCUGGAUAUCAUCCAAGAGUGGGGUCCAGGGGUAGGGGCAACCCUCGCCCAGCUGCUAGCUGUGAUCCCCCUUACUGUGUGCACCGUCAACUUGAUGAAAAGAUGGAUGCCAGAUACCGACUACCAGCUGAACGGCUCUAUCCGCGCGGGGUUCACCACCUAUGCGGGGAUGCACUCCCUUGGCCCGAUAUACGCUGCCAUCCUACCCCAUUCGGAGCUUGUGAACCCCUGCAACCUCCUCUCUGCCACUGCUGUCGUACUCGCAUUCAUGAGCAUCGUAGUGCCUGACGAGGACCCGCACUCGAUCGCCGCCGCCGCACAGGAGGCUGGAGCAGCAGCAGAAAAGAAGGAAAAGAAGGAGACGAACACGGUAGUGAAGAUGCUUCUCCUCGGCUUGCCCAUCCUGUUCCUCUCCUUCCCCCGGUUGGCUAUCUCCAACCCUCUGGGCGAAGGCAACAUCCGGAUGUCCAACUGCGCGCCUAUCCACUCCCUCCCCGGGGAAGACGUGCAUGUCCUCGCUAGGGGGGAGAGCGUCACCGGCACACUCGUGGUUGGGGAGAGCAAGGAACUUGGAUUCCGCUGGCUCAGGUGUGACGCUAGCUUGCUUGGUGGGCAGUGGCUGGACGGUGCGGACCAGGAGAAGCUGGGACAUGCGGGGGGCGAGAGCAUCUUCGCCGCCUUUGACUUGCAGCAGGCGGUCCUCCUCGCAGAACGUGAGAAGAAGGCAGACGACAGAGCGCUAGUCAUUGGACUGGGAAUCGGUUCUCUCCCCUCUGCCCUCUACUCGCACGGCGUCACACCCACGAUCCUAGAAGUAGACCCUCUCAUCCCCCCCUACGCCCGUUCCUACUUCUCCUUCCCCGCCCUCCCGACCCAAAUCGCCGAAGCGCGCUCCUGGAUCUCCCAGCGCACCCAAGCGCGAGCCAACGGCACCCUCUCCCCGCAGGACACAGACUUCGCCUACAUCGUCCACGACGUUUUCACAGGCGGGGGCGUCCCAGCGCACAUGUUCACCGUGGAAGUCUUCCAGGAACUCAAGCCUCUCCUCAAGCCGGACGGCGUGUUGGCGGUCAAUGUCGUUGGCGAGCUGGGGGGGAACGCGGGGCGCGCAGUUUGGGUGACGCUAAACCACGCUUUUGCGGAUGGGAAAUGCCGGGCGUUCUACGAUCUGCCCGCUCCGCCCAAGAAGGGGGAGAUGGCGAACAUGGUCGUCUUCUGCACUCCUGCGCCCAGUCUCCAGUUCUCCCCCCUGCCGAAAACGUUCACGCAGAGCAGGACGACCCAGCUCGUCCUAGGUAACUUGCCUGAGAGGGAAAUCAGCCCGGAGCAGAUGAUAGGCCAUGUGGCUGAGAGCCUGAUCACGGAUGAUUGGAUCGUGAGAGAGGCGAGGAACUAUAUGGACAAGUGGACGACGGGGGACGUCUUGAGACAUUGGAGAGCGAUGCGCAAGGUCUUGCCUGCUGAAGUGUGGGACCUGUACUGAUUGCAGGGAUUGGGGAAGAAGUAGAUAUGGAGGGUAUCGGAGAGACGGACGGAAGGGGAGGAUGUACAUGACAGGGGAGAGGGACCUAUGGGGUGGAUUGGGAGGACGUUUCCUACGGAGGUUUUGGUUGAGCAUAUAGUCUAUUUGUUGGAUCUUAGUAGUAUGCAC
Molecule: messenger RNA, 2079 nt
Organism: Dacryopinax primogenitus
Lineage: Eukaryota; Fungi; Basidiomycota; Dacrymycetes; Dacrymycetales; Dacrymycetaceae
Exons: 4
Coding region: 1-1911 (636 amino acids)
Source: RefSeq, a predicted model, not a curated record